Prorocentrum cordatum is the source of this 1325-nucleotide messenger RNA. The record is from the annotation of a GenBank genome assembly. Lineage: Eukaryota; Dinophyceae; Prorocentrales; Prorocentraceae.
UGGGAGGCUCUGUGGGCCAUCCUUGUCGCUGUGAGUUGCUCUGUGCCCCAGCGGGCGCCUCCCCCUGUCCAGGGAAGCUCGCCCCUCUGCGUCCCGUCGUGCACGCGCUGGCUUCACGACCUUGAGGUCGAUCGAGGGCCGCGUUGCGAUCGGCUUGUCUCGGAGCGUGGCCAUCAAGACGCGACGGGUCACGCAAGCCAACGCUUGCCCAACGCAAAAAUGCGGAGUGGGAGUCCUCCUGAGCGCGAGAGGAGAAGCACGAGGAGGAGUCGCCCGCGCGCCCGAGGGGGCAUCUCGACGGCGUCGCAGGCCCUGUUUUGGAGCCCCGCUCUCUUGGAGCAGGCGGCUCCGCGUGGAAUGCUUUGUACAGCUUUGUACACGGCUUCGAGCCGACCGCGCAAGGGGGGCGCACCAAGAAAGGCCGGGGGGAGAAAAGCCGUGGGGGGGGGAAGGUCAGAGGGCUCGACCGAGACCGCAUGUCGGCCCCGGCCCCCUCGCGCUUAAAAAAACGCAUCGGCACCCCUCGGGGAUGGCGAGCCUCGUCGCUCCGCGGCCCGUCCAGGGACGCGGGGCGUGUCCCGACCCGUGGGGCUCGCCCGCGGCGAGACACCUCCGAGCGGCCACGGGGCGGGCGAGACGCAGUCUCUGCGAGGGCGCGGGCGAGGAUGCCAGGUGCCUCCUGCACAGCAGGCGCACGCUUCACAGACCAGGCAGGGUAUUGCGUGCUGCAGGCUGCAGCCGUCUUGAAAUUGGCACCUGCUUGCCCGACGAGCCGAGGAGCAGAGAGUGAGAGAAAGAGAGAAAAGGAGAGAGAGAGGGGCUCAGGAGGACGACGACGGCGGGCACGAGAACCAGAGAGGCGCCGCGCUGGGCGAGAGGCGGGCAUGGGUUCAAAGGCGCCUUCAAAGGCCCCCCGGGCGACAGGCCCGGGCGGGACAGCGGCCCGGCCUCGCUGUGCGUGCACCCCUGCGGCCUUUGGGUACCAUACCAUUUUCAAACUACUCGUGCAUACACUCCUCCUGUAGAGGGACAUGCCCGACUUGAUGCUGCCUCGGCCGCGCUGGGAUGGCGCGCGCUGGCCGAGCGGUGUAAAAACCUGGUGGGGGGAGCGGCGCUCGCUGGGAGGGCGCCGGCCACACGCCCUCCACCUGCCCUGGCCGGGCGCCACCCUACAAGAUUCCCCCCCGCAGCCUCGCUGGCGCCCUCCGGCUCGCGGAUCGCCGGCUCGGCGACAACCGCGCUUGGCGGCAACGUACUGCUCUGUCGGCGCGGGCAGGCAGGACACGCACGCUCGCGCGGCCUGCGACCUAUGGGCCUCGCGCGUA